Messenger RNA from Onychostoma macrolepis, 7491 nucleotides. RefSeq names its product transmembrane protein 100a (gene tmem100a). Gene Ontology annotation, biological process: cellular response to BMP stimulus. Bases 379 to 831 code for a protein of 150 amino acids. The record is from RefSeq and is a predicted model, not a curated record. Lineage: Eukaryota; Metazoa; Chordata; Actinopteri; Cypriniformes; Cyprinidae. The transcript is spliced from 2 exons.
UCUCAGUAAACUUUAUUCUGUGACCAGCCAUCAGCAUAUCACACAAACAGAUUAUAUAGUAUACAAAAGACUCCACAAAGUGGUCAGACCUGCCGUUUACGCUCCUCCCCCUGGGUUCAGACUGAAGUAGUGUUAGUUCACAUGGAGGAGGAGAAACACAGACGCUCAUCUAGUGAAUGAGACCCGCACACACACACACACACACACACAUAGUCAGUCUCUCACAGGAGAUCUUCACCAGCAGACUGUGUCUGGAGUAUAACGGGACUUUCACGUCUUCAGUUUGUUGAACAGGAUCUUUGGAGGGCAGGAUGGAAAACACGUGUGAGGUGUGGAAACCGGCACAGUAGAGCGUAGUGACGGCUCAGACUGCGGCCGAUGCCCCAAAACACGCUGACCCUUGACCCUGCGAUGCCCACCGAGCUGCUGAAAGACACCAUGACAAUCCCCGGAGCUUCAGAGCGAAUCCUGCAAGAGAAAACCAACAACAACGAGCCUCCUCAACUGCAGCCGCUGGCCGUCACCAUCCCCCUGGUCAAUGAGGGACAGCUGACAGCAGCCACCGGCGGAGCAGAGCUGUCCUGCUACCGCUGCACCGUGCCCUUCGGAGUGGUGGUCCUGAUCGCAGGGAUCGUAGUGACGGCCGUCGCGUACAGCUUCAACUCUCACGGCUCCACCAUAUCGUACUUUGGACUGGUGCUGCUCUCGGCCGGGCUGGUGCUGCUCGCCCUGAGCGCCGUUUGCUGGAAAGUGCGGAUGGAGAGAAAGAAAGAGAGAAGACGAGAGAGUCAGACGGCACUGGUGGCCCAUCAGAGGAGCAUCUUUGCCUGAUUCGACACAAGCAUGAACUCAGAAACCUUCAUGAUGAACGAGUUAAUGUGACAUCCAGAUGUUUUGCCUCAGGUCGGACCAUGAACUGUAAAAAAAGAUGGACGACUCAUUUCCACUUCCUUCCAAUGUAGAAAAGGGAAGCCAAAACAGAGAUUGUCUUACUAUAGUGAGAUGAGAUUAUUGAGAUUAUACUGUAUUACUUACUAUUGGAGAAAGCGCAACAGUUAACUUGGAUCACGUGUGCCUUAAUAACCAAUCACAUUACAGCCUUGACGUCAUUGAAUUUCAGUCAGAGUUGCGCGACACCAAAGACUAUAGAAGUACAAAGACGGUUCACUCCUAUACUUAUGAAUGGGAGAAACUGCAAUAUGGCGGGAUUGUCCCGCCUUCUAAAUGAAAGAGCCAAUGGUUGAUUGGUAAAGUCACUGCGUCACUGCAGCGGCCGUUAGAAGCUCCGGUUCCCAUAGAAACCUGAGGCUGGGGCAGUUCAUUUCAGAUUUUGUUGCUGAUUUGAAAUAUGUAAUUUAAUCGUGAGUUCAGCGAGCAGUUUUUGAGAUUCCAGGAUUCACCCAUUCAUUUAGAUAGGACUUGGUCUUGUUAGAGCUCCCUGGAGGCGUUGCAUAUGGCGGCUGUCAUCCCGCAUCUUGUUUGGGACAAUGUCCAGAUAAUUGGCCUCAGGGGGUGACGACACCCCAUGUUUAUAGCAUCAAAUAACUAACUAAAAACAAACUUUUUUAGAAAAACUAAUACUUAAAUAAACAUUAGAGUGAAAAGACAGAAACCAUCUUUGAUUGGUUUAAUUUUGCUCACAUUCCAUUGGUUUACAUGGAAAGGGUGGGGUUUAUAACCUAUACUGCAGCCAGCCACCAGGGGGCGAUUGAGAAAGAAAGAGAGAAAAUGAGACGAAGUCAAACGGCACUGAUGGCCCAUCAGAGGAGCAUCUUCUCCGGAUUCGACAUGAGCACAAACUCCGAAACCUUCAUGGCAAACAAAUCAAAGCAUCACGUUUUGGACGACGUCCAGAUGUUUUGCCUCAGGUCAGACCAUAGACUGUAAAAUAAGUUGUAUGACGCAUUUUCGCUUCCUUCCACCGUAGAAAAGUAAACCCAAAAUGUUCCAUGUUUCAUCUUGCCCCGAUGACGUCAUUUGGAGCAUGAGUCAUCAUUUGUGCAGUAGUGAUCGUGAGGUGGAGCCGCGGUUUCAAAGUCCCACCCAAACUCCCACAGAUCCAAUCACAAGCUCACAAUCAUGAUACCACACCCUGUUUUUAUAGCAUUAAAUAACUACAUAAAAACAACGAACGAACAAACACUCGAACAUUCAUUGGAGUGAUAAGAACUACCUAAAAUGAUGGAAAUUGUCUUUGGAAGAGAAGUAAGUGUAAUUAGAUUUUUUUAGUUCCGAUCACGUUCGAUUGGUUUACAUGGAGAGGGCGGGGUUUAUGACCUAUACUGCAGCCAUCCAGCAGGGAGCGAUCAAAAUGUUUUGGCUUCACUUUUCAGUCAGACAAACCGAACACUGUCAGAGAAAACGGAAUUAUGGUAUUCCACGAAUGGCUCUCAGAAUGAGAGUUCGGGACAGUUAAUCGAGACAGACUCGCAGCUGCAUGUGUCCAGAUGUCGAGACACAGCUGCACUGCAAAAAGUCAUCAUGCUUAAAACAACUCUCAAGUUCUAAUGUUUACUUUCUCCAGCAUCACUAUUGCUACUUCUCAAACAUCGGGUUAGAGGUUUGUUUAGAUCGCUGACACUGCAGUGUGCAACUCGCCAUGCAUCCCAUAAGCCAACAAAUAUCCAGUACACCUUAGCAACCAACCUGACAACACACAAAAACACCCCCCAAAAAAGCAGUGUCUAAGAAUGCACUUAGAACCACUUAACAACAAAUACUUAGCUGCAUUUCAACUCCCAAGCAACUGGAAAAGCAACGCUGCAAAAAAUGGAUUUUCUUACUUACAAUUUUGGUCUUGUUUUUCAUUACAAACGCCAAAAAAUUCCUAAAUCAAGACAUUUAUUAAAGAAGGAAUAUGACUUGAGAUAUUAAGUUAUCAAAAUUAAAAUUUAGUUUAUGCUUAAAACAAGAAAAGUGAUCUGUCAAUGGGGUAAGAAAAAUAAUUUUGUUUUCUUUUUGAAUUAAGUUUGCACAGAUGGAUAUUUUUUCUUGUUUUAAGCAUAAAGUCCCUUUAUUUUGAUACAUUUUUCAGAAAACAAAAUUAUUUACUGUUGUACCAAACCUUUAUGUAUUUCUUUCUCCUGUGGAACAAAUACAUAAGAUAUUUUGAAGAAAAAUAAAAUUAAUUGUAUUUUUCGUCCAUACAAGUGGAAAUCAAUGGGAACUGAAACUAUCUGGAAUUUUCAGGGUUUUUUUCAAAAUUUGAAUUUUCAGAAUUUUCAAUUUCCAGAAUGUUCAGUUUCGGUUUCCAUUGACUUCCAUUGUAUUUUUUGUCCUUUCAAUGGAAGUCAAUGGGAACAGAAACGGUUUGGCUACCAACAUUCUUCAAAAUGUCUUCUUUUAUGUUCUGCAGCAUAAAGAAAGUUUGUGAUGACAUGAAUUUUCAUUUUUGGGUGAACUAUCCCUUUAAUAUCUUCAGUUAUUUUGAUUUAAGAAUGUUUAGAUAUUUUAUAAUUUUAGCAUCCUCAACCACAAACUGUAGUAGUUUCUGACGCAGCACAAGCCGCCCUUUAAUGUGGUUCAUAAGCGCAUUCUUUUUUUCUUUCUUUCUCUCUGUCUCUUUUGCCUGUCAGGCAGGGCCGUUUGGUUAGCUGGGAUGCAAGCCAAGGCGAACGCAUCAAAAUUAAGACAAGUAACCGCUGUGCAAACCCAGAGACGGGAAGUGUCAUAUUAAUCCACGGCUGCUUCCUGUCCGGGUGGAUUAAUGGAAAGACAUGCUUUGAGACAUAAAGGAAAGGGAGGAAAUUUAGGAAAUGAAGAACAAUGAUUUCUUCUUCAUUGAGAGUAUCUUUCUGACACCCAGAUACUUUAUAUGUCGCUAUUGUGGACAUAUGGUACUUAUAUCACUAGUAUUAAGAUAUAUAAACAACAAUGGGCUGGAAAACCAGACGUUAUGUUCUUUUAUUGAAUUUAUUUUGUAUUUCAGACUAUGAGGACAGACAAACACGCUCUUACUCGAGCAGUGAUUUAUGACUUUAUGUGAAGUAACUUAAAAAGACCGAUAAUCGCAUUUAAGAUGACAGUAUUAUGUGAUUUUUGUGUAUUUGAUCAUGUAAAUUGUGAAUUAUUGAUUUCAGGUGCUUAUUUUUUGAUGAGAGAAUGAAAAUGUGUCUUAACAGUUCAGUUUCAGAUUGCUUAUGAUUGUAAUCGUCAUUUCUUCAAUUAUGUCUGUGGAAAUGCUAUAUUUGUUAGAUGCUGACAGAACUAUUUUUAAUAAACUCCUGUGAAACUAAAAAAUUAUCUCAAUGAUUUCAAAAAUCAUUUGAAUUAUUCCACCAACUAAUUAAUAUGUAAACUCUAAAACUCACAGCAACUGUUGCAUUAAACAAAGUGUUAUGAGUUUGAGUUGUGACUGAAUGAGUCGUGUCUGAGUCACUUCAUGUCUGCAGACUGGCUUUAAUUAUUUCCCCAUUCCCCAUUUGUUUGAAGUGGUUUGGGUUUGGUCGAAAGACGCCAGCCUAACAUAAAGAGCUUUCUCGUGUGAGAUGCUGCGAUUAAAACUUUCAAUAAUGAAUGGAAGGAAAUGUUUCUUUCUUUCUUUUACAAUGAGCUCUGCUGCGCUCCACGUCUGCACUGUGCAUUGUGUACAAGUGAAUGCCAUCGGAAGUGUCCAAACUUCACUGCUUAUGUAGGUGAGAAUUUGAAAGGCACCUAUUAUGCAAAAUUCACUUUUGCAUGUUGUUUGAACAUAAGUAUGUGUUGGCAGUGUGUGUACACAACCACGCUAUAAUGAUAAAAAUCCACCCGCUCCUUUUAUUUUAAUCCCCGGAAAUCAUAAGCAGUGUCUCAGAACAAGCCAUUCGCAGAAUCUGUACAAAGUGACAUCACAUUUUACAAGCCCGCCCAUGACUGUUGAUGGACACUGCUGUAUUAGCAGAGACCCCGCCUUGAGUGAGCCGUACAGAAUCCACCAUGUUUAUCUUCAUGCUAGAGCAUUUAAAAGCAGCAUUCAUGUAAGAAAUGUCUUCUUAUUAAAGCCAUAGAAGUUAUUCAGUCCAGAGCGGUGAGUGAUUUUCUGUUUUUAGUUUAUUGUUUAGGUCAUAUUAUCAGCAUGGACAGCAGUACUGUACAUUACGCUGCUAAUAUAAACACAAAUCUAAUAUAAACAUGUGAAUUCUUUCCCAGCUGUUUACCUUUACAGACAUAACUGAUGUUUUUAGCAGAGGAUCUGAGGAACGAGCCUCUUAUUAAUGCCGCUUCCAUAGACAUUGGUGUGUAUUUAACAAACUAUAAGUGUAUUGUUUUGCUAGUACUUUGGUGUAUUUAAACAUCUGAAACCUAAAAUAAGCAUAUGGUUGAAAACACUGAAUAGUUGUGAUAAUAUGACAAACGCUGAACACGUCCGUCUCUGACUCCGCGAAAAGCGUGAAAGUAGAUUUUAAUUUAGCAGUUGAUCACAUGCUGAACAUUCUAAUCACACCGGUGUGAUCGUACAUGUCAAAGGGUUAAAGCAAACAUUUUGGGAAAUUCACAUUUAUAACACAUACUCAAAUAUAAUGCACAAAGUUGCUAUGAUGUUUGGCAACCAUAAACAGCACCCUGGCAACUGCCUUGAACACCCUAGCAACAGCAUAGCAACAGGUCAGAACACCUUAGACACAUCAAAACAACACCCUAUAUAUAUAUAUAUAUUAGUGGCGUCCGUUGCUAUGGCGCAAAGAGCGCUUCGUUCAUAAUCACUAAAAAGCUGUCACUCUUAGUUCACAAAUCUCUUAUUUACAUUGCGUCAACACUUUGUUAUAAUGAGAUUAUUCGUGCAGAACACAAUACCUGAACAAAAACUCUGGCGAUCUGAGUGGUGAGUGGAUUCUACUGCAACUUAAAUGCCUCUGAUAUAUGUCUGUGAUUGGCUACAUUGCUCAACGCUGCAAAAACAUGUUGGAAUAGAAAUCGAUCUCCAGAGCGCAAACUGUAAUGCACUGGAUAGUUAGCCAAAUCUGCAAUAAAAUGCCAUUAAUACAACUUUAACUGAGGGUGCUUUUGAUUUCGUUGGAGGGUGCUUAGCACCCUCUAGCACCCCUGUAGAACCGGGCCUGCACAUAGCAAUGCUCUAAGCACUCAGAACACCAUAGCAACUCCCUGGAAACUGCCCAGAACACCCUAGAAACCACAUAGCAAUGCUCUAACCACUCAGAAAACCAUAGCAACACCCUGGAAACUGCUCAGAACACUCAGAAACUGCCAAGAGCACCCUGGUAACCACACAGCAACACUUUAGCAUCAUGUCGGCAUAAAAGUGGAAAAUAGUUGUAUGUAGUUUACUGAAUAUGAAACACACAGAUUUGGUAUUUCUGUUUUGAACACUAAACCAAAAAAUGUUCUAUUUGUGUAGAAAACCACAAACCAAGGACCAGUUAAAGCAGUGCAGCUGUAGUUCCCCUGACUCCAUCAGUGCUAUAUUAAUUCUCUAUAGGUGAUCUUGUGGCCUUGAACUGCUCGCUUCGACAUGGCGGUUUAAAAUAGCCGGACUUAGAGAUGUAUUUAUAGGCAGCAUUUGCGUUGCUAUGCGUUUCCCGGACACCAGACACUACAACUCAACGGUUUGUUUGCGUCAGAGGAGCAUCCACAACACACUUUGUCAGAUUCGAUGGCCAACGUCCCUCACAACCAAGUGGACACACAGCGAACAGGAGAGACGACCUGAACACAUAAAUCAGAUGUUUGAUGCCCAGCAAGAUGUCUUCUUCUCUCCACGGCCGCACUGCAGUGUAGGAACUUCUGGAAAGUCCAAGUGCAAAUACUACUUUUAGCAGAGAUUUUAUUCUAAUAUUCAUAUUUUAGUUUAUUUCUAUGGAAGCUUCACUGAAUAAUAAAAAAAAAAAAGUAAUUGCGACAUUUUAUCUCAGUUCUGACAUUUUUUUCUCAGAAUUGCAAAAUAUAAACUCUAUAUAUAAAAUAGCUAAUUGUAAGAAAUUUCUCAAAAUAGUUUUAGGUUACAACAACAACACUGAAUGUGACAAAAAGACACUUAGAUAAUACUUAGAUAAUUUAAUGAGAGAUGUUUGAGUCCAUACUGAGAUUUUUUUUUUAACUCUAGAGGACAACCGUGUGAGAGAGAUAUAUAUAUAUAUAUAUAUCCUCAGCUAAAAUUUAAAGCACAAAAAUCUCUAUUUGCUCUCCAUUCAAUCCUAAUAAGAAGCAAUCAAGACAUUUAAGAGAUCUCAUCUGAGAGUUUAAUUUAUGUGUAAUGGGCAAUAUUUCCAUAAUAAUCUCACCUGUGUCCUGUGUAGAUGUAUAAUGCCUCAAACUGUGCUCAGAAAACAAAGUCUCAAAAAUAAAUCAAAUGUUUCUCAUCAAAUUCUGUACAUUGAAAAAUGCACCUAUCUUUAUUUCUUAAAAUGUUUAGAAGAAACAUGAGACAAAGUUGAUGUCAAAGCUCAUGAAGUUUGUCAAAGUUGUCAAAUCACAAUAUCUCUAAUGAGAAACAUCCACAAAAAGAGACACAUCUGAGCUGAGCACAGAUUUUAAUGACAAAAAAAAAAAAAAGAA